Ostertagia ostertagi is the source of this 216-nucleotide messenger RNA. NCBI's taxonomy places the organism in Eukaryota, Metazoa, Nematoda, Chromadorea, Rhabditida, Trichostrongylidae. The record is from the annotation of a GenBank genome assembly.
AUGCGGCCGAAUUCUCGCGUCCAGAUUUUCGCCGACGUCGAACCGAUCCGGAUUGGCUUGUUCGUACUCUGGGAAAGAAAGCGAUCCGUGCCAAUCGCAAGAGAGCCAGAUUGGAGGACACUCAUUCCCGAAAGGAUCUCCUCAAUAAACCUCUACCAACCACUUUAUCGGAGUACAAGAACCACCCAUUAUAUGUUCUGGAGAAGGAUCUUCUGA